CAUGCGCGUUCCAGCAGCAUCCACCAAUCUAUUAUGCUCAGGACCGCGGACCAUGGUGUACCAGCCCGACUGGCUAAACCAAAUCAAACCGACAGAGAUCGAUCGUUGUUUUCCUCCUUCGACUAACCUCUUUGACCAUUGCAGCAUUGCACAUCUGCGGAGAGCUCCAACCAGCUUCAUUGGCAUCCAGCUUCAUGCCACCACGCAGGUCUCUCUUCAACGCUGUGGACGGUCAAACGCACUCGCUCUUUUCCUUUUUGUCCCCGCAAUUCCAACCUACCGAACCACAAUCAUUCUCUGAAAGAUCUACUCAUUACCAUUUCCAACUGCCAAGUAGGGCAGCUUACCAGCUACGAUCAGCUAACAGCUCCCUCGCGGUUCACUCAUUGACCAUUUCCUAUAUUUUUUUUUUUAUUUUUCAAUAUGAUUUUCCAAAUUUUAUCUCAUCACCACCAACCCCACCAACUAACUCAUCAACCAUCGACUUCCUGUGCGAUCUGAUCUAUCUACUUCUUCUUUUGCCACGACCACGAAACCGCGUGUAUUCAUAGGAAAAUGCACGACGACGAUUGGAACGGAGAGACGCGCUAUUGACUGAAAUGAUUGUUUUGUGUUGCGAUAGAUGAAACGACCCA
Messenger RNA from Aspergillus japonicus CBS 114.51, 635 nucleotides. RefSeq lists its product as uncharacterized. The transcript has a single exon. Bases 195 to 551 code for a protein of 118 amino acids. The record is from RefSeq and is a predicted model, not a curated record. NCBI's taxonomy places the organism in Eukaryota, Fungi, Ascomycota, Eurotiomycetes, Eurotiales, Aspergillaceae.